Dentiscutata heterogama is the source of this 142-nucleotide messenger RNA. NCBI's taxonomy places the organism in Eukaryota, Fungi, Glomeromycota, Glomeromycetes, Diversisporales, Gigasporaceae. The record is from the annotation of a GenBank genome assembly.
UGCAGAUACUUUAGUGUGUAUGAUUGUAGCCCAUUCUAUAUCAUCGGAGAUGUCGGUGGCUAGUAGUUCUUUGAUGGAUCCAAGUCAACUUGCUAUAAAUUUUUCAAAGGAUAAUAACUUGCGUAAUAUCUCCAAAAUUUAG